Messenger RNA from Scatophagus argus, 2416 nucleotides. It is a transcript of the gene fip1l1b, whose product is annotated as FIP1 like 1b (S. cerevisiae). Bases 212 to 1867 code for a protein of 551 amino acids. Lineage: Eukaryota; Metazoa; Chordata; Actinopteri; Scatophagidae. Gene Ontology annotation, molecular function: RNA binding. The record is from RefSeq and is a predicted model, not a curated record. The transcript has 16 exons. Gene Ontology annotation, cellular component: mRNA cleavage and polyadenylation specificity factor complex.
ACAUUGACCUUAGCGGGACUCCAACAACCUCUUCCGGGUUCACGCUGUCUAGCAGCGGUGUGCGAUGAAUCUGUGACUCCUUAAAUUUUUUUGGACUACAGCGUUUCCCCACUGAAGGGAGUCGUGUAUGUGAAUUUCAGCAUUUAGUAGCAUUUAUUGAACGUUGUUUUUGCGACGCUUCCGUUGGUUCAGCGCUCCGUGUUAGCUGAUUAUGUCUGCGGAGGAAGCGGACAAAACAACCACCACGGAUGCCAGUGCUGGAGAUGAGGAGGAGGAAUGGCUGUAUGGAGAUGAGUCCGAGAGCAAAGAUGAGGACGAAGAAGCCAAACUGAAUGCUGCAGUCAGUGCACCCACUGAUGCUUCAACAGAAGAUGCUGCACACGCUACAGGGAAUGGAGUGACCUCUGAGACCACAGGUGAAGCUGUAGGUGAGGAUGUUGACAGUGACAGUGACAGCGAUGAUGAUGAUGAUGAUGUCCGCGUCACCAUUGGAGACAUAAAAACUGGAGCACCGCAGUAUACACCUUAUGGAGCUCCACCUGUCAAUCUCAAUAUAAAGACAACAGGCUCCAGACCAUAUGGACAAGCAACCAAGCUGAAGGGAGUGGAUCUGGAUGCUCCUGGAAGCAUUAAUGGGGUUCCUGUGCUGGAGGUGGAAAUGGAGUCUUUUGAAGAGAAGCCCUGGAGGAAGCCAGGAGCGGAUCUGUCAGACUACUUUAACUAUGGCUUCAAUGAAGACACCUGGAAGGCUUACUGCGAAAAACAAAAGAGGCUACGCAUGGGUCUGGAGGUCUCUACUGUCAGUUCUGUGGCGAGCAAGAUCACUGUUCAGCAAGGCAGGACUGGCAAUGAGAAGGACUUGUCCAGUGUGCCUGUCCACACCUCUAAACCAGACUUCACAUCUCCUGUCAGCCUGUACAAGUCUGUCACUCAGGUCCCCAGGAUCUCUCCCCCUCAGUGGACUGGCCCGCCUGUUCAGGACAUGUCCUAUUAUACGAAGACGAGUGGUACUAUAGAUGUGAUUGGUGGGCAGACGGCCACCAUCAGCAGGGUGGAGGGGCGGCGCAGGCACAAUUUGGAUGGCAACAAUAUCCAGGUGAUCGCUGAACAAUCAGAUGCAGAGCCGACUCCAGCUAAGAUACCCACCUUCUUCCCGCCUGGACCCCUUCCUCCAAACAUACCGCCACCUCCGUUCCUGCCUCCACCACCCAACGUCAGCGCCGCACCCCCACUCAUCCCCCCACCCAGGUUGCCCAUUACAGUCCCACCUCCUGGUUUUCCUCCUCCACCUAGUGGUCCCCCUCCUGCUAUCAUCCCCACUAUGGACAGUGGCCACGCUGGAAGUUAUGAUGGACGCUCUGUCCCUUCCUACCCAUUCCCUCAAGGUGGAUACCCUCCACCCAUGGCUGGGGGCGUUCCUCCUCCGUGGCCCCCCAUAGUGGACAACUCUAAAUCCUGGGACUACUAUCCCCGUCGAGACGACAAGAGAGACAAGGAGAGAGACAGGCCCCGAGAGAGGACGCAUGAGCGGGACAGAGAGAGAGAGCACAGCCCCUCAGCUAUGAGCUACACCAGCGAUGAGGAGCGGUAUCGUUUCCGCGAGUACCAGGAGCGUGGUUACGGUGAGCGGCAUCGUGACCGGUCGAGCCGAGAGAAAGAGGAAAGACACAGAGAGAGGCGGCACCGAGACAAAGAGGAAGGACGCCACAAGUCCUCUCGCAGCAGCAGCAGCAGGAGGAGGCACGACAGCGAGGAGGGCGACAGCCACCGUAGGCACAAACAUAAGAAGAGCAAGAGGAGCAAGGAGGGCAAAGAGGUCAGCGAGGAGAUCAGCGCAGACCAAGAGAACCAGGAGGCCAUGGAGUAGUGAUCACCACCUCCUGUUUGUCCUGUCUGUCUGUCUGUCUGUCUGUCUGCCUUCAGUCCUGUCAGUCCCUCUGUGUCUCCCACCACCGAGAUGGGAAAGAAGCAAAGGGAGGGACAAGAUGAGACCAAGAAAACCAGGAGAGAGAUCGAUGCAUCCUGUCACUCCCCUCCUCAUCAAUCUCAAUUCCCCUCCAUCCCGCUGUUGUUCAUCUUCACCAUCACUUCAGAUGGAGUGGAGGAGGUGGUGAAAGAAGGAAGGAAGGUCGUCCUUUUCUUUUAUCUUCCUUUGUCUUUCCAUCAGUAGGUGACAUCACACAGGGCAUCAGUCUCUCUUUAACCUCCUCCUCAUUCUCUUCAAUGCUCCCUCCCCUCAGAGCCCCGCUGUAACGAUUAGGGCUCAGAGAUUUCACUGGAUAGUCAGGAGUAUCAGCAGAUUUGGCUCUUUUUCUGUGAUUUGUUUGUUUGUUAUCCUUUUGUUCUUGUCCUGUAUGAAGACAUCUGUAGAAUCUCAGUUGGUUAAGUUCAAUUAAAAAAAACAGUUUUGAUAAGA